This is a messenger RNA of Pogonomyrmex barbatus (red harvester ant), 1430 nucleotides long. RefSeq names its product erlin-1. Gene Ontology annotation, molecular function: ubiquitin protein ligase binding; cholesterol binding. The record is from RefSeq and is a predicted model, not a curated record. Gene Ontology annotation, biological process: SREBP signaling pathway. NCBI's taxonomy places the organism in Eukaryota, Metazoa, Arthropoda, Insecta, Hymenoptera, Formicidae. Gene Ontology annotation, cellular component: endoplasmic reticulum; endoplasmic reticulum membrane.
AUCAAAAAGAUACGAUAAAACGUCGGGGUGGUCAUUUCGCAAAUAUGAAUUCAACAGACCGCGUCGUGAUCUGUAGUUACAAUCACAUGUCUGUUACAGCUUUGUAACACAUACUUUCCAUUUUCCAGGUACACACUGGUACACACUGGUACAUACUGAUUUUAUAAAAUAUGCGACUAUUGUAAAGCUAACCUCUUUCAAACGAUGAAUUGAAUUUUAUGGAAUCGAGCCAGCGACCGUGGAUUUGCUAAUUCGAAUCGUAUAACAAGCGAUUAUGGUUGAUCAAAGAAUUAUAGCAAUCUGUUUCCUCGUGUGUUUUGCAAUAGUAUUUAAUUUCUCCCUUCAUCGCAUCGAGGAAGGUCAUGUAGGAGUCUAUUUUCGAGGUGGCGCAUUAUUGCCCCAGGUGAGCAACCCAGGAUUUCAUAUGAUGAUACCAUUCCUGACCACUUAUCGUUCAGUUCAAGUAACUUUGCAAACAGACGAAGUAAAGAAUGUGCCAUGUGGAACCAGUGGUGGUGUGAUCAUCUACUUUGAUCGUAUAGAAGUUGUCAAUAUAUUAGAUGCAAACAGUGUCUACAAUAUGGUGAAAAACUUCACAGCAGAUUACGAUCGCACCUUAAUUUUUAACAAAGUGCAUCAUGAGUUAAAUCAAUUUUGUUCUGUACAUACACUACAUGAGGUAUAUAUCGAUUUGUUUGAUCAAAUUGAUGAGAAUCUCAAGACUGCGCUACAAAGGGACUUAAAUGAACUAGCUCCUGGUCUUAACAUACAAGCUGUAAGAGUAACAAAACCAAAAAUUCCUGAAACAAUCAGAAAGAAUUAUGAAUUAAUGGAAGCAGAAAAAACAAAACUGUUAAUAUCCACGCAACAUCAGAAAGUAGUGGAAAAAGACGCUGAAACUGAUCGCAAAAAAGCAAUUAUUGAAGCUGAAAAGGAAGCGCAAGUUGCAAAGAUUCAAUAUAAUCAAAAGAUUAUGGAGAAAGAAUCCCUGCAACAAAUGGCAGCGAUAGAAGAUGAGAUGCAUUUAGCGAGACAAAAGAGUCGGUCAGAUGCCGAAUUUUAUCAGAUGAAAAUGCAAGCUGAAGCAAACAAAUUACUCUUAUCCAAGGAAUUCUUAGAGCUCAAAAGAUACGAGGCAUUGGCACACAACAACAAAAUAUAUUAUGGGCAAGACAUUCCAAGAAUGUUUGCAUUUGGAAGUUGCUCGAAUAAUGCCGAUCUCAAAUCUAGUAAUAACAUUGAACAAAAGAAGUUAUGAGCGAUAGAUAACAUUAGAAUUCAUAUCUCAUUUUUAUGAUUAUUACACAAAAUGAAACGUGAGAAAACUUAUCUCUUCAGAUGAAUACUUUUAUGAUAGAUGAAAAAUUGAAUUGUACAACUUGUAUUCGUGAGCGGGCACAUUUUUUCUAUAUAAAAUAUUAUGUACACGA